Molecule: messenger RNA, 847 nt
Organism: Mustela lutreola (European mink)
Lineage: Eukaryota; Metazoa; Chordata; Mammalia; Carnivora; Mustelidae
Gene: SPA17
Product: sperm autoantigenic protein 17
Exons: 5
Coding region: 197-646 (149 amino acids)
Biological process (GO): binding of sperm to zona pellucida
Cellular component (GO): membrane
Molecular function (GO): calmodulin binding
Source: RefSeq, a predicted model, not a curated record
CUGCAAAAUCGUGACCUUGCCUCCGCCCCCCUCUGACCCUGCUGCCCCUUUCAGAGUAUGUAGGUACUCUGGGGCAUUUUAAGUCAUGCUUCAGAAGUGGAAACAAAGGGCAAGACCUUAAGUGUUAAACUUCUUCAUUCAACGAAUUAGAAUAAUUUCUAGAACCAAGGUACAAUAGGCAGUUCCUUCCAAGGAGAUGUCGAUUCCAUUCUCCAACACCCACUACCGAAUUCCACAAGGAUUUGGAAAUCUGCUUGAAGGGCUGACACGCGAGAUUCUGAGGGAGCAACCAGAAAAUAUACCAGCUUUUGCAGCAGCAUACUUUGAAAAUCUUCUAGAGAAACGAGAGAAAACCAACUUUGACCCAGCAGAAUGGGGGACUAAGGUAGAUGACCGCUUCUAUAACAACCAUGCUUUCAAGGAACAUGAAUCACCUGAGAGUUGUGAGUCUGAAAAAGAAAAGUCUAGCACAUCUGUGAAAGAGGACGAGACACCAGUCAAAGUCUUAGAAACUUCUGAAGAAGAAGAAAGAGAGAACGCUGCUCUCAAAAUUCAAGCAGCCUUCCGGGGAUACUUAGCCAGAGAGGAGGUGAAGAAAAUGAAAUCAGGUGAGGCUCAAGAAGAGAAAAGAGAAGAAAACGAGUGAGAAGACUGGUUUUACUCCCCCGCUCCCCAGGGGAAAAAAAAAAACAAAAAACACAUGAGCAAACCAUCCAGAUCCAUCAACCUCGCUGUGAUUGUUGUUUUUUUUUCUUAGGAAGGGAGAUUUGAUGUAGUGAAAUAACAUUUGUUGCUGUUAUGAAAAUCUGUCAUGAGCGUUUGUUUAAUAAACAUGCCAUUGAACACA